Molecule: messenger RNA, 1692 nt
Organism: Chelonia mydas (Green sea turtle)
Lineage: Eukaryota; Metazoa; Chordata; Testudines; Cheloniidae
Gene: GAP43
Product: growth associated protein 43
Exons: 3
Coding region: 294-1019 (241 amino acids)
Biological process (GO): axon regeneration; tissue regeneration; regulation of growth
Cellular component (GO): cytoplasm; postsynaptic density; plasma membrane
Molecular function (GO): phosphatidylinositol phosphate binding; calmodulin binding; phosphatidylserine binding
Source: RefSeq, a predicted model, not a curated record
GAGCUAGUGAACAAUUCUGGGAAAGAUACAGAGAGAGAGAGAGAGAGAGAGAGAGGGAGGGAGGGGGAGAGGGAGAGGGAGAGACAGCCAGCGUGUGCAUGUGUGAUGAGCAAUAGCUGUGGACCUUACAGUUGCAGCUAACUGCCCUGGUGUGUGUGUGUGUGAGAGAGAGAGAGAGAGAGAGAGAGGGAGGGAGGGAGUGGAGAGGGUGGGGGGGAGAGAUAAGAGAGAGAGGAGGAAAAAGGAGAGAGGAGAAGGAAAGAAGAAGAAGGAAGGAAGGGGACAAUACAAUCAUGCUGUGCUGUAUGAGAAGAACAAAACAGGUUGAAAAAAAUGAUGAUGUUGACCAAAAGAUUGAGCAAGAUGGCAUCAAACCAGAAGAUAAAGCUCAUAAGGCAGCCACCAAAAUCCAGGCCAGCUUCCGCGGACACAUAACAAGGAAAAAGCUCAAGGGGGAGAAGAAGGGAGAUAUCCAAGCGGCCGAUGCUGAGGCUGCUGAGAAGAAGGAAGAGGCCCCGUCUGAUGGUGUGGCAGAGAACAAAGAGGGCGACGCUCCUGCUGCCACAGAAGCUGCUCCGUCUGACAGCGCCCCGCCUGCAGAGGGCAGCAAAGAUGGCAGCGCUCCCUCGGAGGAGAAGCAGGGGGAAGGCACUGCUGACGCUGGCUCAGAGCAGCCAGCCCCGCAGGCAGCCACUCCUGCCUCCUCCUCAGAGGAGAAGCCCACUCCCACUGCCACUGAAACGGAAAGUGCCACUAAAGCUUCCACUGAUAACUCGCCGUCCUUGAAGGCUGACGAAGCCCAAGACAAAGAGGAGCCUAAACAAGCCGAUGUGCCUGCUGCUGUCACCACCACUGCUGCAGAGGAUGCUACUGCCAAGGCAACAGCGCAAACGGAGACGGCGGAGAGCAGCCAAACCGAAGAGAAGACAGAUGCUGUAGAAGAAACCAAACCUACUGAAAGUGCCCAGCAGGAAGAGGUGAAAGAAGACGAGAACAAGGCGGACCAAGAAAAUGCCUGAACAUUAAGAAAUGACUCCCCACUGCCCCUCCCUCCCUCCCCCUUUCCUGUAUCCUUCUUUCCGUGCCCACCCUAAUCUUGAUUCCCACCUCCUGCUCGCCCCUGUGGGCCUGUCCGUCCCUCCCCCAUCCCACUUAAACCCUUUUUCUCUCUGUGUGGCAAACAUUUAAAGAAAAAAAAGCAAAAAAAAAAAAAAAAGCAGGAAAAAUCCCAGUCGAACAGUGUGGCUUAAACAUUUCUUUGUUUCUUGGUGUUGUUAUGGCGAGUUGUUUGGUAAUGAUGAUGAUCCAAUCAUUUUGGGAAAAUUCUUGCACUGUAUCAGAGUUCUUUGAUCUGGCGCGUGCGUGUGUUUGUCUGCCCGCCGCGAGCGCUCUCUCUCUCUCCCCUCCGCCCUCCCUCUCUGUUCCAAGUGUGUGUGCAAUGUUCCGUUCAUCUGAGGAGUCCAGACUUACCGAUUUAAAAACGAAAAAAAAUUCUUUUUCUUCCUUUUUCAAUGUGAUGGAAUGAACUAAAGAGAACAAAAAAAAAAACAAACAAACAAACGAAGGAAAAUUAACCCCCCCGUUUGUUUUCAAAAAUAAAGCAAAAUGUGCCAAUUAGCUUCACGCGUGGCUCCAGGCUCCUUUUUCAAACUGAACGACGAUGAUAAUAAUAAAUGAGAAUAAUGAUCAUGA